GAAGAAUAAGACAUCACCAAGCCAACGAGCAAGAAGCGGCCUUCACAAGUUGCUGUUGUAACUCUCAGAAGACGCUAUUGUACUCCUCUCUAGUGCACGUGACCAAUGAGACAUCCAGCAGCUGAUUGGUUGUCAAGAAGAAUGUCCCCUCAGCCACAUGGUGGGACCUCCACUUUGGAGCAGGCAGAGCGACAGCCUAUUAAAGAGGAAGAGGAGGAGCCACAGCCCACCCACAUUAAAGAGGAAGAGGAGCCACGGCCCACCCACAUUAAAGAGGAAGAGGAGCCACAGCCCACCCACAUUAAAGAAGAAGAGGAGGAGCGACAGCCCCCCUAUGUUAAAGAGGAAGAGGAAGAACUCUCCAUCACUCAGGAGGGAGAGCAUCUUCUAGGGCCAGAGGAGGCUGAUCUCACCAGGUUGCCACUGACUGGUGUCUCUGUGAAGACCGAAGACCCUGAAGACAAACCACCUGAGUCCUCACAGCUUCAUCAUAGUCCAAGUGAGGAGAUGAGAGAGGCGGAGCCUUCAUGCAGCAGCUCACUGCAACACAUGACAACAGAAGCUGAUGGAGACCACUGUGGAGGAUCACAAGCAGACAACCUCUUAGCUCCACUGUCAGAUAGUGACGACACAACGUCACACUCUCCUGAAGGUGAAGACAGCGACUUCAACCAAGAAUCUGUGAGCAGCGAUACAGACUGUGAAGGUGAUAUGAUGACUCACACUGGCAACAAACACUCUGAAAGCUCUAAAAAGAAGACAGGUAAACGUUUUAACUGCUCAGUUUGUGAUAAAAGAUUUAAGAGUAAUUUGGCUCGACACAUGAGUACACACACAGGAGAAAAACCUUUUAGUUGCUCAGACUGUGGGAAACACUUCACUCGAAAUACAACCAUGCAAUUACACAUGAGAACACACAGAGGAGAGAAACCUUUUAGUUGCUCAGACUGUGGCAAACACUUCACUCAAAAGACAGCCAUGCAAAGACACAUGAGAACGCACACAGGGGAGAAACCUUUUAGUUGCUCAGACUGUGGGAAAAGCUUCGCUGGAAAGACUAACAUGCAAUUACACAUGAGAACGCACACAGGAGAGAAACCAUUUAGUUGCUCAGAGUGUGGUAAACAUUUCACUCAGAAGACAGCCAUGCAAAGACACAUGAGAACGCACACAGGAGAAAAACCUUUCAGUUGCUCAGACUGUGGUAUACGCUUCAGUCGAAAAACAACCAUGCAAUCACACAUGAGAACGCACACAGGAGAAAAACCUUUUAGUUGCUCAAACUGUGGUAAAGGCUUCACUCUAAAGAAACGCAUGCAGUCACACAUGAGAACACACACAAGGGAAAAACCUUUCAGUUGCUCAGACUGUGGUAAACAUUUCACUCAAAAGACAGUCAUGCAAAGACACAUGAGAAGGCACACAGGAGAAAAACCGUUUUGUUGCUCAGACUGUGGCAAACGCUUCACUCAAAAGACACACAUGCAAUCACACAUGUGAACGCACACAAAAGAAAAACAUUUUGCUUGCUCAAAUUGUGGUGACACAUUUUCUUUGAAGUUUUCUUUGAAAAGACACGUGCAGAGUCACUGAUGGUCUACUGGUUGACUCGCCUGACUUCCAUGCAGUCACUCAGUUGUCAAUGUGUUGCAGUGGUGAUUGGUUUGCGACUGCUAGGGAAGCUCAGCUUCCCAUAAAAUGUAAAAAAAAAAAAAAGUGGUGAAUUAUGUACUGCUGUGUGUACAUUUCAUUUAUUCAACAUGUGCUAGAAUACCUUCAUCUUUUGUUCCGAAUCAGCUGCUUAUCACAGGUAACUGACACGACUUCUUUCUCAUUCAUCUCCGCAGCGCCACGGCGCUUUUACUCAGUCAUUUCCUGUUCCACUACUUCUAGAUUGGGUCUGGAAAGUAGUGAUUUGAUUCCAUUUACCGACUUGAGUUUUUAUGAUUCACUCAUUGGGGUACGGACCGCUUUCAGGGAGGCUUUUGAAGGAUUUGAGUGAGAGUAAAAUAGUAGUUUUCGCUUUUUUUUUUAAAUUUUGCAGUGUUGAUUUCAUUUUGCUCAAACAAUUGUAUGUAAUAAAAGGGAACCAGGAUUUUAUUAUGUUGGUAUUGUUGGAUUACAUAUUGAUGAAAUGUUCCCAAAUAAGUGUAUUGAUCCAAAUAUGUCAGGUAUUUUAUUCUGAUUAUAUCAAUCAAGAAAUUACAAGCAAAUUGACAAAAAUAUAAAAUUUUAGUAGUGGUAUCAAUAUCAGCGAUACUGGCUCUGUACUGAGUAUUGGAUGGAUUGGCUGAUGCUGUAUUUUAUUGUGGACAUUGAA
Molecule: messenger RNA, 2320 nt
Organism: Dunckerocampus dactyliophorus (ringed pipefish)
Lineage: Eukaryota; Metazoa; Chordata; Actinopteri; Syngnathiformes; Syngnathidae
Product: gastrula zinc finger protein XlCGF57.1-like
Exons: 2
Coding region: 106-1500 (464 amino acids)
Biological process (GO): regulation of transcription by RNA polymerase II
Molecular function (GO): RNA polymerase II cis-regulatory region sequence-specific DNA binding; DNA-binding transcription factor activity
Source: RefSeq, a predicted model, not a curated record